AGGGCCGCAUGUGCUUGUUGUAUCAAAAGCCUAUAUCUCUCGGGUCGACCACACUCCAAUCGUUGCACAUAUCACCGCAGACGGGCACGGUAUCGCUGCGGCGCCUACGGCCGCACAUCCUGAGAGAGCAGUUCCGGCCCGAGCCGUGGCUUCGCGUGAUGAUGCGCCGUCUGGUAGACAUCACCAUCGCUGCCGACUCCGAGGCGUACCUGUACAACGACCGCUACGUGCCACCGCUGUACCGGGCCUCGGUCGAAAGCGGAUCCACCAAAGGCACCGAGGCCUUCACCGAGAAGGUGGAGGCCCUUUCCAAGGCCUUGCAGCUGAACAGCGACACGCUGGCCGAGACCCUGGACGAGAUGGAGAACGCGACGAGCGGCAGCUUGGAGCUGGGUGACUUCCUGCUGUUCAUGAACAACCUCAAGGUGUGCCUGCACGCGCAGCAGACCAGGGUCGCCAAGAGGGACCCGAGCAUCAACGACCUGGUCGAGCUGCGCGGCAGCGACAUCCUCACCUCGCUGCCCAGCGCGCCGACCGUGUACACCAUCUAGGACGGCGGCGCCCAGACCGCACCCGCCUCCAGGACAGCCUGGACGGGCGCCGCACGGCGCAGCCUCCGAGUCACUCGGUGAAGCAGCAGCACAGGGGCCCCCGCGGCGCGACUCGGUCUCCGCGUUCGUCCCGUGGCGCCAGCGUAGCGUGCCGGGAUGACGAUUCGAUUCGGCGUCAUGCGGUGUCCGCGCCGCGUGCGCUUGUAAAUUAGUUAAUUUGGCUUACUUUACUAUAAACGGGUUUUGAAAUUGGCAAAAGCAGCGCGUUUCUUUUGUAACUGGG
Dermacentor silvarum is the source of this 834-nucleotide messenger RNA. RefSeq lists its product as uncharacterized. Lineage: Eukaryota; Metazoa; Arthropoda; Arachnida; Ixodida; Ixodidae. The coding region runs from base 9 to 551 and encodes 180 amino acids. The transcript has 2 exons. The record is from RefSeq and is a predicted model, not a curated record.